Verruconis gallopava is the source of this 1867-nucleotide messenger RNA. RefSeq lists its product as uncharacterized. Lineage: Eukaryota; Fungi; Ascomycota; Dothideomycetes; Venturiales; Sympoventuriaceae. Gene Ontology annotation, biological process: autophagosome assembly. Gene Ontology annotation, cellular component: phagophore assembly site. The record is from RefSeq and is a predicted model, not a curated record. The transcript is spliced from 4 exons. The coding region runs from base 213 to 1652 and encodes 479 amino acids.
CCUCACGUUCCGUUCAUCCUCCUUUCAAUUCUGCUACUGUAGCCUGCUUGCCUUCGCGGUGUGGCUUUCAGUCUAUCAGCGUUGCGGAUCUUCCCGUGACAGGGAUCGCACACGAUGACAUUGGCGGGCUGACACGGUGCAUAAGGCAUGACACGACCGCAAACGUUACUCAUAUACACGCUGCGCUUUCUUGUUGCAUAUCCGCCGAAAAGAUGCCACCUCCUUCCGAGAAGGAUGCCAAGUCAGUUCUGAAAGCUGAACAUCGACGCAGCGCAUCUGGCAGCUCCUCACCGCUGCCCGAAGAGAGCAAAGCCGCAAAGAGUACGAGGCAAGCUCUACCAAGUCCCGCGCCACCUAACGUACACUAUACACUGCUGGUAAAAUUGCCGUUUGUGAGAGGUGAUUUUGAAGAUCCACCACAGGUUGAAUGGGAUGCGAUCAAAGACCGGAAACUAUGGAAGAUAAUCUCCAAGAACUCAAGAUCCGCUGACAUAGACUGGGCGCUGCAUGCAAAAGAGUUUGGCGUAACGCAAACAUUUCUCCUUCAGCAGGCCGCAUGGCUGUAUGAACGACACCUCCAACAUGUAAAAGCUCAGAUGACCAAGCUAAGAACGUCAAAUGCACCGACGCCUAUACUCGGGCCGGCCAGCCAACAGACUGCACCAACUGGAGGAGUUCCCAUGAAGAGACUGGGUAGCGGUGGGGCUUCAAGAGCGCCGUCCGCAAUGUCUGUACAGUCACGAGAUAGUCCUGUAGCUGGAGUAGAUACUGGCUCUUCGGGUGUGCCGCAGAUGCGACCUGGACUGUCAAGGACGCCUUCAUCUGCAACGGUGACCCAGAGUCGGCCUUUCCUGCCUCCAGCCUCGCCUCGCCAGCCAGUCCAGCGAUCCUUCCGCACCUCUGCUGCAGCGAAGAGGAUAAAGGCUAUCGUUCCACAAUCAACUGAUGAACAACUUAGUCCUCAUGACCCGGUGUCACCACCGCCGGCCUCUGACUCCAGCUCUAAGUCAUCUUCGGACUCCGACUCUCCUCCAACCCGACAAAGCCAGCUUUUCCGACGCCCACCAGCGUUUCAGCGUCAAAAGAAGACCCAACUCAGCAACGUGGACGACGUGGGCGAAGAAAGUGGUGAUGACUCACCUACCUUCCUACCUUUCGCCGCAAAAGCCGACAGUGUUCAGCCGAAGGAGGAUCCAAGCGCAACGCUGAGAGAUAUGACUCCUCCGCACCUGAAAUCUCAGCCCAGCGCAUCGAAGGGGCAGGCUGCGCGGGCUCCGAUACUUAAAUCAAGGGAAAAAGGCAAACAAGCCAUGGGCAAGAUUGAGUCGUCCGCCAGCUCGGCUUCCUCGGCAGCAGCGCCGCCGUCCUCCGCUGACGUGAACGACCCGCGCAGGCCAGAUGCGAUCACACCUCGACACAGAGCCGAACUUGCCCGCCUGAGCCCACGGCGACAGGCUUCGAUGAGGGAUGGAAGUGAUGGUACACCAAGCAUGGGGAGUAGCUUCAGCGAUCUCGACGACACGAGCAUUACACAAUCUGCACUCGAGGAAGCGUUGGCAAGUAACCUCCGUCAUGGAGGUGCAAGCCGUCUGAGCUCUAUAAGCCACGCGUUUGGAUCUCGACUAUACGGCAGGGGUCAGCAACAAGGCUAGGGAAGUCAUAGAGACUAUACGAACAGAAGCAAGUAGCGAAAGCUAUCUGCUGCUGCUAUUUCUAGUUUAUGUCGAACAUCUUCACAACAGUUGACUCGGAUCAGAGCAAAAAAUAUGUACUGGAGGCAUCACUGUGGUUCUAAACCAUGUAUGUAUACGUGUACAUUCCUUUCCAAACUUGCGAAACAGCCAAAAACAUUUAUAUUCAAAAUGCC